Torulaspora globosa is the source of this 2256-nucleotide messenger RNA. RefSeq names its product Urc2p (gene URC2). Gene Ontology annotation, cellular component: nucleus. The record is from RefSeq and is a predicted model, not a curated record. The transcript has a single exon. Lineage: Eukaryota; Fungi; Ascomycota; Saccharomycetes; Saccharomycetales; Saccharomycetaceae. Gene Ontology annotation, molecular function: zinc ion binding; DNA-binding transcription factor activity, RNA polymerase II-specific. Bases 1 to 2256 code for a protein of 751 amino acids.
AUGAAUGAGAAGGAAGAAGAUAACCAAGAUCGCUCUGAUAAUGCUCUACUGAAGAAAACAACUGAAGAUUCCACUCAAAAUCAAUAUGAGAAAUUUCACUCAGAAAAUGCUAGCAACAAGAGGGGAGAAGCUUUGAAUAUCAAAAAGACUCGCAAGAAAAGACGUACGUUUAGUUGCGAAUUGUGCAGAAAAUUCAAGACUAGAUGCGACUUCGAGCCUCUUACUGGCAAGUGUCACCGCUGUAACGUUCUUCAACUUGAUUGUUCUCUGACCGAAGAGCGUGAGUGUGAAAUUAUAGCAGCAGUUAGAGACAAAUCUGGUUCAAUAGGGCUCAGAGACGGAAGCAGUGAUACUAACGAAGCCCUACAUGCUUCCGACCAUUCCCAGUUGGUUAUAUCGAGCAUCCGUCUCACAGAACAGCUGGAGAGACGUCUAAGCAAAGUCGAAAGUCACUUUGAAAGUCUGGAUAACAAACUAGACCUUGUUCUAGGACUCCUACGAGAGCCCUCCGAUGGUAGUGUCAAAACGAUGACCAAGCUGGACCCUCAUUUACCGGGCUUCGAUGACUUUUCGAAAGGAAUGUCCCCACUAACCGCAUCUAAAUAUGGCAGUCAGUUUAGAAGAGCCAGUCAUUCGCUUACCGACCGAGUGUUGAAGGACCCUCCGCUGAAACUUAUUGGCAAUAUUGACAAUAGAUUAUUUCCAAGAGAAGCCAGAUCAAAACAAGAUCAGUAUGCAAAACAGCAACGGCCGUUCGUGGUAGCAAGAGUCAACUUUUUGCACUUUUAUGAAAAGCAUGAAGAAUUAUGCCUUAAGCUAUCAAAGGAGUUUUUAAUCAGAUCUCACUUUUGGAUUGUACCAGGAGGCAUCAAAGAAAUCGACGAUGAUUAUGUUCGGAAACAUGUUUUCAUCACCAGCGUCUUCACCAUAAUAGCAAUGAGUUUUGAUGAUAACGAGAAAUAUGCUAGCGAACAGGAAAUGCUCUAUCCCUUGGUAGAGAGAUUUCUGACAAACACUCUUACGAUGUUUGAAAACCUGAUAGCUCAUGACAUUGAGGCCAUAUUGUAUUGCUGCAUGUUUCACAUCUCGCGAAAAGCUAAAAGACACCGGCAGCUACAAUUCAACUCGUUGGUUCUUAGCGAUUUUGCUCUUAAUUCAUUUUUGAGCAUCUUUAAUUUUAAUAAACUCAAGAAGAGAGUUGUAGUGGAAGAAAUUUAUGACCCGACAGACCUCUAUUAUCUCAGGAUUUUAAAUUCUCUCACUGCAUGCAAGCUUGAAUAUGCCGUGAGCUAUGGAUGCUAUUCGACUCUUGAUGAUUCAACAAAGGAGCUGAACAACUUGACUGCUAAAUUUCCUCAGUCGAACUUUGGUGACGAUAUCAAGAUCAGCGAGAUUAACUUGGGAGAUAUAGUUAACAGCAUAUUCGUCAAUUUCGAGGAGUUCUACGAAACUGCUAGAGAUAGGCUUCAUGACACCUUAGAAAUCUCAGAUGCUACACAAAAUUCUGAUUUAUUGGCUUUUUCAGAGCUUACCUAUUGGGUUACCAACUGGAAAGAAUUACUGAGUAAGGAUGGUGCAGGUGUCUUGCUUUUCACGUUUGAUUACUAUUAUAUCAUGAUUUGCCGAUCGUUUAUAUCCGAAUUCCUUAGCGACAUAAGGACCAACCCAGCUUUUAUGGCUCGCACUCUCAACACCAUGAAAGAGCAUGCUUUUUCACUAAUCAAAGGCUUUCUCAGGUUACCACCAUCGUUGAUCAAAGGUGCUCCCAUUUUGACGUCACAUCAGUUGGUGUAUGCUUGUCUUGCACUCUGCGACUUUCUCGACUGGUUUCCCUCGUCAGAGAGGCAGUCAGUGCUAAACAUCUGCACUAGAGUUUACUGGCACCUAAACACCAUCGGUGAGAAGAAGAACGAGGCGACAGAUAAUGUUGGCAAGAUUAUAAAGUCUAUCAUCGAUACGAGCAGAUAUAGAGUAAGCAAGGGCCAGCAGAUAUCUUCAUUACCCUCAACAGGCCCGACGAGAGAAAGAACAAGCAGCAACAAAAUCAAUUUUACAACCGACCCACCAAAAGCUGAUCCUCAAGUAAGUGUCCACUCUCGGAAUAGUCCUUCCGAAACCACGUCGACUGCAGGAAAUUUCAUGAUGCCAGACGUAGACCAAUUCAACUCGUUUGAAGAGUUUUUCCAAGACUUCUUCGAGAAUCUUAAACCUACCACUCAGCAGAUCUUUUCCUCUCAGAAGAAUCUGGUCCCAUGA